GCCAGAGCCGGCGGGAGGGUCCGGCUCCCUCCUCCACCUCCUCUUCCUCCACCACCUCCUCCUCUUCUUCUUCUUCUUCCCCGCCUUCCUCCCUCCUGCCCCUUCCCGGCGCCCGCCCCCCUCGCACGGCGCGUCUCGCCUCGAGCCGCCGGCACGGACGCCGCCGCUGCGGGAACAAAGGAAGGAAGCGGCCGUGGCAGUGCCGCCAGCCCCGCGCCCCGCACUCCCCCGACCUCCGCGCUCCCUGCAGCCCCCCGGAGCCACCCUCCGCACUUCCUCACACACUCGCGGCGGGGUUUCUGCCCCCCCCCGAGGAGAGCAUUGAGAUGACUCAAGAGACUAAUCAGACCCCAGGACCCAUGCUGUGUAGUACAGGAUGUGGAUUUUAUGGAAACCCUAGGACGAAUGGGAUGUGUUCUGUUUGCUACAAAGAGCAUCUUCAGCGUCAGCAGAAUAGUGGUAGAAUAAGCCCGAUUGGAACAGCCAGUGGUUCAAACAGCCCUACCUCAGACAAUACAUCUGUACAGAGACCAGACACUAGCUUGAACAACUGUGAAGGUGCUGCUGGCAGCACAUCUGAAAAAUCAAGAAAUGUGCCUGUUGCCGCUUUGCCUGUAACGCAGCAAAUGACAGAAAUGAGUAUUUCAAGAGAGGAAAAAGUAACACCGAUAACAGAGGCUGAACCAGUUGUUACUCAGCCAAGCCCAUCAGUUUCUCAGCCUAGUACUUCACAGAGUGAAGAGAGAGCACCUGAACUGCCCAAACCAAAGAAGAACAGAUGUUUCAUGUGCAGAAAGAAAGUUGGUCUUACAGGAUUUGACUGCCGAUGUGGAAACUUAUUUUGUGGACUUCACCGUUACUCUGACAAGCAUAACUGCCCGUAUGAUUACAAAGCAGAAGCUGCAGCAAAAAUCAGGAAAGAGAAUCCAGUUGUGGUUGCUGAAAAAAUACAAAGAAUAUAAGUUAGCCUGCUCAUGAAAAGACUGACUGACUUUGUUUUGUUUAUAAUAUAUCCUAGGGAAACACAAAAGAGCAGGUGCAUGGCCAUUUUCUUUCAUUCUCCAAAGUUUUACUUUUCUUUUACUCUUGUCCAUCUUAAUGAUAUUUAAGAACGUUUGGGUGUUUGUUACAGCAAAAUUGAAUAGAUACAGCCCUUGAAAAAUAUAUACCCUCCCCAGAAUGUAGUUGGAUGAUCUGAAACCUGCACAGGAAUACACAAACAGAGGACAGACUCUCUAGUUCACAUGUGCCAAACAUAUGUACUCUAUCUGCAUGUUUGCAGCAGAUCUGCCUUUUGAGAUGUUGUUUGAGGUAUAUAAUCUUUGGCUAGUGCUAUGUGCCUAAUUGUGAGCAGGAUACAUCAAAAGGGUUGGCAGCCCACUUCUAUGACUUAAAGUCUCAGUCUAUUUUUAGUUUCCACAGUCUAUUGUUUUCCAUCAGAAUACAAGCUAUCUAGAGGAUUCCACCAUUCCAAUACAGUAAGUGUUGGUGCCUUGUUUCAGAAAAUUGGUUUUGAAUUGUAGUGAGAAUAAUGGAAAGAAAGCAGAUGUGUGUGAGAAGAAAUUGUUUUGGGAAAUUGCAGUGACUUGAAUUAUGCAGAUAGGUUCCCAAAGGAAGAUGUCAUGUUACUUCAUAAACUGGCCUGCAACAGAGUUGUCUGCUUUUCCUUGCACGGCUAAACUUGUUGCAUAGCACAGUACUUGGAGUUAGAUUUAACAAAAUGUUAAAUGUUUUUAGACAUGCUCUAGGAGAUCUAUCAAGCAACACAUUUGACAAGUAAACUGCUUAAGUACUAGAGCAGUUUCUUAUUCAUAUAUUGCAUUCUGUGUGUUCCGAGUUCAAAAGAAUAUUGGGGAUUUUUUCCUAGUUUUUAGUGUAACAAUUGCACCAUUCUGCAUGGAAAACUAUACCAAACAUGGCUGCUGCAGACUUAAGUUAUAGCUGGAACCACUCUUGGAGGGCUGCUUUAUCAUUUUUAACUGUACUUGGGUGUAGGACUGUAGUGUUCUUGGGUGUAUUGCAUGGGCUGCAUUAUCUACAGCAUUGUACAAUAACAACUCUAGAAAAAGGCAGUAUACUUCACUGAUGCUUGUCUGGUAAUAUCACUUCUGUGUUAUAAUGGAAGGGGUUUUUGUGAUGUAUGAAACUAGUGUUUUUUUAUAUAAACAAGUACAGUUUAGACUAGUCUUGUGGUAAUGCCUGUUCUCAUCUGUAAAUACUUAUGUAUGUAAACAAGGCUCUACUCCUGAACUUCUGAUUUUUAUUGCAAUGUUCAGUCUUAGUUUUUUCUUCACUAUUAAAAGUAUCAGGUUUUUGCUUUUUACUUUGUCCUGAGUUAGACAUGAUUAGAUAUGCAAACAUGUACAGAUAGUUCAUAUUUAUGUAUUGCACAUAAUCAUGCUACUCAGCAUCUAUGCUAUAUUGUAUUAUGUAAAUAAUAAAGUGUACAGAAUAAAAUA
Messenger RNA from Calypte anna (Anna's hummingbird), 2459 nucleotides. RefSeq names its product zinc finger AN1-type containing 5 (gene ZFAND5). The transcript has 6 exons. Lineage: Eukaryota; Metazoa; Chordata; Aves; Apodiformes; Trochilidae. Gene Ontology annotation, molecular function: DNA binding; zinc ion binding. The record is from RefSeq and is a predicted model, not a curated record. Bases 327 to 962 code for a protein of 211 amino acids.